AGCAGCAGAGGCUUCUGGGAGUGGAAGUCCACAACACCCUUGGUCUGUCUCCUUGAGCGACAGCUGCAAGCGCCUCCCGGCAUCCCUCCCUCGUGGCCUCGCUGUCCCCGCCCCUUCCGGCCAGAGGAGAAUCUUCCCAGAGAGGCGCCCAGAAGAGGUGGAGAGGGACCCGGAAGGGCUUGGGGACUCCAAAGAGGGAAGGAGCAUGGAGGGGGGAUCUUUCUCUCCCUGGAACAUCUGGGAGACAUCAGGACCUCGGGAGGUUUGCAGCCAGCUGCACCUUCUCUGCCGCCAGUGGCUCCGGCCAGAAAGACAUACCAAGGGGGAGAUGUUGGACUUGGUGGUCUUUGAGCAGUUCCUGGCACUCCUUCCCUCGGAGAUGUCGUCCUGGGUGAGAGAAUGUGGGGCAGAGACCAGUUCCCAGGCGGUGGCCCUGGCAGAAGGCUUCCUCCUGAGUCAGGCAGAGAAGAAGCAGGAAGAGGAGACGGAUUUGUUUCCGGAAAGGAUCCCCGAGGCAGAUCGGUGUUUUUCUGAAUCCAGUCAAAGGCAGCAGCCAAGGUGGAUGAUGGAGGACAGCGAAGGAAAAUCUCCCUCAAUGAGAGAUGGAACAAGGACUUGGUCUACAAGUAUAAGUGCAUCUCUUCCUCAUGAUUAUCUCAGAACAGCAUCUGCAGGAGUACAUCAGGUGACUUUUGAGGAGGUGGCUGUGGAUUUCACAGAAGAAGAGUGGGCUCUGUUGGACACAGGCCAAAGGGCCCUUCAUCAGAAGGUGAUGGAGGAGAAUUUGGAAAUCCUGUCCUCUCUUGGAAGCACUUAUGGAAACAGUUCCUCGUUAAAGUCACAACUUCUGACAGAUCAAAGAACCAAAAAGGCAGAAAAAACACUGAAGGGUUUGAAGGGGAAAAAGAGAUUCAGUCAAAAGGCCUUCCUCUCACGUUACCAAUCAGAUCACAAAGGGAAGAAACUAUUUCAUUGUUGGAUAUGCCGAAAGGGUUUCAUUUUGAAGAGUCACCUCCUUUGUCAUCAAGCAACUCAUGUUGGAGAGAAACAGUUUAAAUGUGCAGAGUGCGGGAAAAGUUUCAGCCAAAAGUUAUAUUUCACUCGUCAUCAAGUAACUCACACAAGAGAGAUGCAGUUUAAAUGCCAGGAGUGUGGAAAAGGCUUUAUUUGGAAGGCACACCUCACUUGGCAUCAAGCAACGCACACUGGGGAGAAACCAUUCAAAUGCCUAGUGUGUGGAAAGGGCUUUAUUCGGAAGGCAAACCUCAGUUGGCAUCAAGUAGCCCACACAAGGGAGAUGCAGUUCAAAUGCCUGGAGUGUGGAAAAGGCUUUAUUCAGAAGGCACACCUCACCUAUCAUCAAGCAUUUCACACUGGGGAGAAACCUUUUAAAUGCCCAGAGUGUGGAAAAGGCUUUAUUUGGAAGGCACACCUCACUUGGCAUCAAGCAACUCACACUGGGGAGAAACCGUUCCAAUGCCAGGAGUGUGGAAAAGGUUUUAUUCAGAAAACACACCUCGCUUGGCAUCAAGCAACUCACACUGGGGAGAAACCAUUCCAAUGCCCGGAGUGUGGAAAAGGCUUUGUUCGGAAGGCAAACCUCAUUCAGCAUCAAGCAACUCACACUGGGAAGAAACCAUUCCAAUGCCUCGAGUGUGGAAAAGACUUUAUUCGGAAGGCAAACCUCAUUCAGCAUCAAGCAACUCACACUGGGGAGAAACCAUUCAAAUGCCUAGAGUGUGGGAAAAGUUUCACCCAGAAGACCUCCCUCACUUGGCAUCAAGCAACUCACACUGGUGAGAAACCGUUCCAGUGCCUGGAGUGUGGAAAAGGCUUUGUUCAGAAGACAUCCCUCACUCGUCAUCAAGCCAUUCACACUGGGGAGAAACCAUUCCAAUGCCCAGAGUGUGGAAAAGGCUUUAUUCGGAAGUCACACCUCACUCGGCAUCAAGCAACUCACACUGAGGAGAAACCUUUCAAAUGCCCAGAGUGUGGAAAAGGCUUUAUUGGGAAGGCAAACCUCACUCGGCAUCAAGCCAUUCACACUGGGGAGAAACCAUUCAAAUGCCCAGAGUGUGGAAAAGGCUUUAUUCAGAAGUCACACCUCACUCUGCAUCAAGCAAUUCAUACUGGGGAGAAACCAUUCAAAUGCCCGGAGUGUGGAAAAGGCUUUAUUCAGAAGGCAGACCUCACUCUGCAUCAAGCAACUCACACUGGGGAGAAACCAUUCAAAUGCCUGGAGUGUGGAAAUAGUUUCACUUGGAAGAAAUCCCUCGCCCAUCAUCAAGCCAUUCACACUGGGGAGAAACCAUUCAAAUGCCUGGAGUGUGGGAAAAGUUUUUUUCGGAAGAUAGAUCUGACUUACCAUGAAACAAUUCACAGUGGGGAGAAACCGUUUCCGUGUCUGGAGUGUGGUAAAGGUUUCAGUCGGAAGGCAGACCUCACUCGGCAUCAAGCAACUCACAGAGGCGAGAAGCCAUAUGAAUGCCUGGAGUGCGGAAAAAGUUUCACUCAGAAGACAUACCUCACUCAGCAUCAAGCAAUUCAUACUGGGGAGAGACCAUUCAAAUGCCUGGAGUGUGGACAAAGUUUCCCUCGAAAGGCAUCCCUCAUCUAUCAUCAAGCCACUCAUAUUGUGGAGAAGCCAUUUAAAUGCCUGGAGUGUGGGAAAGGUUUCAGUGGGAAGGCAUGUCUUGGUCGUCAUCAAGCAACUCACUCAAAGCAGAAGGAUUUGAAGGUCUUAUAUGACAUUCAAAAUCCAUAGCGAUGAGAAACCAUUGAUAUGUUUAGAGUCUGAAAAGUGUUUCACUAAUGACUCUCUCAGAACACCUCCUAUGCAAGAACACAUGGAGAAUACAUUGUUCAGAGUCUUGAUGUGUGGGGAUGCAUAUAACAGAGGAUUCGUUUUUGAAAAAUUAAUCAUGAACUUUAAUAUCAAAGGGGUGCUGUGGUUUCCGGGCUGUAUGGCUGUGUUCUAGCAGCAUUUUCCCCUGACGAUUCUCCUGCAUCUGUGGCUGGCAAAUUCAGGGGAUCAUAAAUGCAGGUGAAACAUCAGGAGAAAAUGCUGCUAGAACAUGACCAUACAGCCCGGAAAUCACACAGCAUCCCAGUGAUUCCGGCCAUGAAAGCCUUUGACAAUACUAUAAUAUCAUACUUUAUACUUAAAUUACAGGAAACAAUGCACAUACAACAAAUAGAUAUAAAAACAAGCAAAGCAAAAGAGAAUCAAGCAGUACAGCACGUCACUCCUAUGCUCCUCACCCAUUAGAAUUGACUUGGGAGGAUUGUGAAGAAAAUAGGAAAACCAUUAUUUAUUCUGUAUGGAUGAAGAAAAAGAUAAAACUACGCAAAGAAUAAAUAGAAGACUAACAGAUCUAAGUAAAGUUAUGCAUAAAUGGCAAUUAAAGGAUGUAUGGAGGGUAAUAAAGGCAGAUGAAAAGAAAUAUACAUUUUAUUCUACUGUACAUAGAGUGUACACAAGAAUUGAUUAUUUUUUGGUUUCAGUAAAUAUGCUGAGUAAAUUGUUAAAUGCGAA
This is a messenger RNA of Anolis sagrei ordinatus, 3535 nucleotides long. Its product is annotated as zinc finger protein 420-like. Gene Ontology annotation, biological process: regulation of transcription by RNA polymerase II. The record is from RefSeq and is a predicted model, not a curated record. Gene Ontology annotation, molecular function: DNA-binding transcription factor activity; RNA polymerase II cis-regulatory region sequence-specific DNA binding. NCBI's taxonomy places the organism in Eukaryota, Metazoa, Chordata, Lepidosauria, Squamata, Anolidae.